Phoenix dactylifera (date palm) is the source of this 937-nucleotide messenger RNA. RefSeq names its product cytochrome c oxidase subunit 5b-2, mitochondrial-like. Gene Ontology annotation, cellular component: respiratory chain complex IV; mitochondrial envelope. Gene Ontology annotation, biological process: mitochondrial electron transport, cytochrome c to oxygen. The record is from RefSeq and is a predicted model, not a curated record. Lineage: Eukaryota; Viridiplantae; Streptophyta; Magnoliopsida; Arecales; Arecaceae.
GCCGCCUCCCCCACUGGCUGUGAGACUGGCGGCGGUUCUCGGAGACCCAAUUCCCUAGUUCUUGGUCAAGCAAGCGAGAGAGAGGAGUCUCGGCGAGAGACCAUAGGGGGUGACCUGAGAACUCUGACGGCUGCGGCGGCAAGAGACGAUGUGGCGGAGGGCCUCUUCCCACCUCCAAACCCUCGCUGGCCAAUGGCGGCGAUCCGGCCCCCAGCUUCUCUGCCUUUCCGCCCAAGAUACCCUACAGAGCCGUGGCCUCGCCUCCGUCACCUCCUCGCCGUUCCGGAAGACCUCUCCUCUCCUCUCCUCGGAAUCCGAUAAUGUCCCGACGAAGAAGAAAGUGGAGGACGUGAUGCCGAUCGCCACCGGCCAUGAGCGGGAGGAGCUCGAGGGCGAGUUGGAGGGGACGAAGCGGUUUACUGACAUGGAUUCCCCGGUCGGUCCGUUCGGCACCAAAGAAACACCUGCUGUCGUUAAGUCCUACUAUAACAAGAGAAUAGUUGGCUGCCCUGGUGGUGAAGGUGAGGAUGAGCAUGAUGUUGUCUGGUUCUGGCUGGAGAAAGACAAACCACACGAGUGCCCUGUGUGCUCCCAAUAUUUUGUGUUGGAGGUGAUUGGUGAGGGAGGGGACCCAGAAGCACACAGUGAUGAUGAACAUCACUAGGGAUAGGACUCCUGGAAAUAAAAAUAUUUGGUGAGAUGGUUGGUUUCUGUCAUACCGUGAAUCUUCAGAGAGCUUUAGGUCAUUCUGUUUGACCAAUAUUCUUGCCUGUGAAUCUGAAGGCAUUUCCUGUUGGCUGUUUUGCUUGCAUGGUGUAAUGGUCAUCUACGUGACCUUUGGAUUAUUUUAUGCCUUUUGAUGCAUUGUCGAAUAAUCAAUGGCCACGUUAAGUUCUGUUCUUUCCUUUGCUUGUAGUAAAUCAGAAAGGUUUUUUCC